AUGUUCUACGAUGGAGAACCCCUGAAGUUUUGGGAAUUUUGGAGAGCCUUUGAGAUAAAUGUUGACAGCACGUCAAUAGCUGAUGCUGCAAAGUUAACCAGGCUGUUGCACUACUGCAAGGGAGAUGCACGUAAAGUUAUUCAAGCAUGCUCAGUGAUGGAUUCCACUCAGGGCUACAAGAGAGCUAAGACGCUGCUGAAGGAGUGUUUUGGAAACAAGCAUAAGGUUACAGAUGCCUGGAUUCAGAGGGUGACCAAAGGUAUAACCAUCUCAGCUCACAACGGCACUGCUAUCAGAGAAAUGGCAGACGAAUUAAGAGUUUGCUAUGAAACCCUUCUUGCUGUGGGGUUUGAAGGUGAGAUGGCACCUCAGAGUUUCUUGAAGAGCAUCGUGGAACGACUGCCAAACUACCUUCGCUACAGGUGGAUCCGGAUAGUAAGAGAAAUUCAGAAGAGGAACGAUAGAAUACCAGACAUGAAAGACCUAGUCUCCUUCAUAGAAGAUGUGGCCGAAGAAGAGAAUAACCCAGUUUAUGGAUCAGUCAGCUCGAAGAGCAACCGAGAUGUGCCACAGAACAAAAGUGAUAAGCAGAGGUCCAAAGGCACUUUUGCAGUUACCAUGGAAACCAAUGAAUUUGACACCAAGAAGAAUGAAUUCGUCACUAGGAAGUGUCCUCUGUGCAAGGAGGAGCACACACUGUUUGGUUGUCAACAGUUUAAAGGAAUGAAACCUCAAGACAGACUGAACUAUGCAAAGCAGGAGAGAUUAUGCUUUAAUUGUCUCCGCAAGGGCCAUAUGACAAUGGCAUGCAGGCUGAAUAGAACAUGCUCCGUCGCUGGCUGUGGAAGAAAACACACGAAAUUUCUCCACAUUCUGCAGCCGCAAGAAGAAACAACUCCGUCAACUACCCAACCAGAGGCCCAAGUUCAAAAUGGCUAUAUCGACUCAGCCGAAGACACAAGCUGUAAUAAUAUCACAGGGGCCGGUAGCAGAAGCGUCCUACCCAUCGUACCUGUGAGGGUUCAAGCCGCACGAGGUAACACGUUUGUGCGGACCUACGCAUUGUUGGACACAGGCUCUACAAACACUUUCUGCACCGAGCAGUUAGCUCUAAGUCUUGGAGUGAAAGGGACCAAGCAGAAACUCAGCCUGACAACCCUUGACAAGAUAGACAGUACAAUCCAUACGACUUUGGUGAGCUUAGUCGUAGACUCUGGUCCGACUACAGAAAGACUAGAGAUGACAAAAGUGUACACGAAACCAAAGAUCAACGUUCAUGGUACACACAUGGCAAAAAUGGACGAAAUAUCAGGAUUGCCUCACUUGAAAGGUAUUGAUCUGCCGUUUGCUGGAGAGAAGGAAGUUGGGCUCCUGAUAGGACAAGAUGUUCCAAAAGCACUAAUGCCGCUCGAAAUAAGGGCAGGAAAAGAAGGACCAUACGCGCUAAGAACAGCCCUGGGAUGGUCAUUGCAUGGUUCAGUGAACCAAGUGAGCAGAAAAAGACAAGAUUUGACCGCUGGUUCCAGCUUCAUCCAAGGAGACAUCUGCCUUGAAGCACAGUUAGAUAAGUUUUGGAAACUGGAAGCAUCAGAUUGCAUAAGUGAUGAAAGAGGCAUGUCAGUAAAUGACCAAAGAGCGCUGAAGGUUUGGAAAGAUGGAGUAUGUAUGGAAGGAGGACAUUACCAGUUACCUGUGCCUUUUAAGAAAUGUCCACCCAGUUUGCCAGACAACCGAUGGCUAGCUGAACAAAGGUUGCAAGGUCUCGCAAGAAAACUUGGCAAAGAUGAUAAGCUGCAUCGUAAGUACCAAGAAGGAAUCGAGGACUUACUUAAGAAGGGAUAUGCUGAAGAAGUGGAAGGGCAAGAAUGUAAGCCCGAUGACAAGCCUGUGUGGUAUCUGCCUCAUCACCCUGUAUUUCAUCCUAUGAAACCAGACAAAUUGCGCAUUGUGUUCGAUUGCGCAGCCAUAAGUGGAGGCGUGUCCCUCAAUAGUGAAGUACUGCAAGGACCAGACCUAACAAACAGACUGAUAGGAGUCUUAUUGAGAUUUAGACGGGAACCAGUUGCCUUCAUGGCAGAUGUAGAGGCCAUGUUCCAUCAAGUUCGCGUGCCUGUAGAAGAUCGAUAUGUGAUGAGAUUUCUAUGGUGGCCAGACGGCAAAAUGACACAACAGCCCAAGAUGAAUCGGAUGUGUGUGCGCCUGUUCGGCGGGACUUGGAGUCCAAGUUGCUGCAAUUUCGCUAUGCGCCAGACAGCCGAUGAUAACCAGGAUGACUUCUCCGCUGAAACUGUAGAGAUUGUGAAGCGCAAUUUCUACGUUGACGAUUGCCUAGUUUCAGUGGAGACCGAAGAGGAAGCUGUGAAAUUGUCAUCCGAGCUCAAAACUCUACUGCAAAAAGGAGGGUUCAAGUUGACCAAGUGGUUGAGUAACAGACCAAGCGUUCUGAAGUCCUUCCCCAUAGAAGAAAGGGCUAACAACUGA
Asterias rubens (European starfish) is the source of this 2481-nucleotide messenger RNA. RefSeq lists its product as uncharacterized. The record is from RefSeq and is a predicted model, not a curated record. The transcript has a single exon. The coding region runs from base 1 to 2481 and encodes 826 amino acids. NCBI's taxonomy places the organism in Eukaryota, Metazoa, Echinodermata, Asteroidea, Forcipulatida, Asteriidae.